AUGAAGAAGCUCAAGAACUGGCGCAAAUAUCAACCACUGGUGAAAGACACUUCCAUUGUUGCUGUUGUUAUAAUUCACAGAGCAGCUGCAGACUCACAGAAAGAUGGCCAUGGUGUUGGCUUGAGUGGACCAUCAGAACCCAUCAGGUCAAACAGCAGAGGCCAUGGUUUCAACUCAAUCUCUGAAGUUUGCCCAGGCACUUUCUCAAUCACCUCAAGGACCUCAGGAACAUUGGAGCAAAUCCCGAACAUAGAAAUACCUUUCGAGGGAGUAGUGCAAACGAUGGUGGUGUCGCUGCUCCCAGGCAUAAGCAUGUUGGUGUCGCGGCGGAAGCAAUCCGUCGAACACCUGGUGGAUAGGGCGACUGUAGGGUUGUCCUCUGCACCUGGCGAGUUUAGUUUGGGGAUGGGAGUCGAAGCUAUAGUCAGAGCAGUUGGUGUCGGCCUGGAGGUCGGUGCAGCGGUGGGCUCGGUCGGUGAAGUGGUAGGAGCCAUGUACGCUGGUGAGGUAGAUGAUGCCGCGGCGUGCUCACUGCAGGCGGAGAACAGGACCGAGCAGUUGUCGAUGACAUCGGGCGGCGUGGUGGUGGUCGAAGAGAACUAUGGCGCACCUAUCAUGAUGUGCGAUGCCACAACAUGCUUGUUGCAAGCGGUGGGCGUGACCACGCACUCAUCGAUGGCACCGGGUGUUGUGGCGGCGAUGGGUGUAGGCGCUGCAGUCAAUGCUGGGGUGGAUGGUGGUGUCGCAACUGCCGGCGCAGCGGUCGGAGUCGAGGGCGCCGGUGAAGUGGGCGAAGACGAGGGCGCGGACGACCGUGUCGCAGAUGCGAGGGUCUUGAGGGUGCUACACAUCCCCGCGUUCACUUCCUCCAUCAUCCGCAGCAUGCGAUCCAUCUUCGCCUCGAGCUCGGCGAUGGUGGCCACGGACAGUGUAGAUCCGGGUCGGGCCAUACUUCCUCGAUCGAUGGCUCUGGUACCAAAUGUCACGAUCCUUGAGGUAACUACCGGCGUACACGCACGGCGGGGGGAGAUCGGCGGCGCCGUCUCUGGAGAAGAACGGAGAAGAGGAGAGAAAUAG
Molecule: messenger RNA, 1077 nt
Organism: Miscanthus lutarioriparius
Lineage: Eukaryota; Viridiplantae; Streptophyta; Magnoliopsida; Poales; Poaceae
Source: the annotation of a GenBank genome assembly